This is a messenger RNA of Aspergillus niger, 768 nucleotides long. Its product is annotated as mitochondrial 54S ribosomal protein mL46. The transcript is spliced from 2 exons. NCBI's taxonomy places the organism in Eukaryota, Fungi, Ascomycota, Eurotiomycetes, Eurotiales, Aspergillaceae. The record is from RefSeq and is a predicted model, not a curated record. Gene Ontology annotation, molecular function: structural constituent of ribosome. Gene Ontology annotation, cellular component: mitochondrial large ribosomal subunit. Bases 1 to 768 code for a protein of 255 amino acids.
AUGUCGUCAGGGUCCAAUGGUGCCAGGCGCGUAGCGUCGCUUUUGCGGCCUGCGAUCUCCGAUCCCAGAGUGUGCAGAAGCUGUCAAGAAACGCUUGUCCGCCGCAGUUACGCCACAGCCUCUACACAGGCUUCCUCAGAAACUUCCUCCACCGCCGCAUCAACCUUCCCCGUUGUGAAGCCCACCCAUACCAUCAAGGCCGGCGUGGUCCUCUCCCGUCCCCCUCAAAUCACCCGCGACCUUACCGAUUUCGAGAAGGCGUACUAUUUCUACCAGAAGCGACUGAACGAGCGUCUCCAGUUGCCUUUCACGAAAUACUUCUACUUCAAGCGUGGAACGCCCGCCGACGAGGACUGGAAGCGCAAGAUCCGCGAGCGUCAGACCCCCGCACGCGACAUCGGCAAGUACAACCCGUACUCGAAGGAGGCAUGGAACGAUGAACUCCUCGUUGGAGCCGUCGAGUCGGACCCGGCCCACCAGGUGGAAAUGCUUGUGCAGGAUGCGGAGUCGACGGUCAAUGCCACUUCCCAGGAUACUAGCAAGAAGGAAGAGAUUCCGAGACCUUUCCCCCGGGUGACGGAGGCGGACCAGAAGAACGACCAGAGAAGCCUCAACCGGGCACUGCAGAGGACUCUUUAUCUCCUUGUGCAGUCCAAGGAGGGAUUCUGGACGUUUCCCAGCUCUCCCAUCGUGGCUGAAGAGACUCUCCGUCAGGUAAGUUCCGCUGGCUCUUCUCGUCAAGUGUUUCACCAGCGGCAGCAGCGCUAA